Poecilia latipinna (sailfin molly) is the source of this 1695-nucleotide messenger RNA. Its product is annotated as N-acyl-aromatic-L-amino acid amidohydrolase (carboxylate-forming) B-like. The transcript is spliced from 7 exons. NCBI's taxonomy places the organism in Eukaryota, Metazoa, Chordata, Actinopteri, Cyprinodontiformes, Poeciliidae. The coding region runs from base 386 to 1336 and encodes 316 amino acids. Gene Ontology annotation, molecular function: hydrolase activity, acting on ester bonds; aminoacylase activity. The record is from RefSeq and is a predicted model, not a curated record. Gene Ontology annotation, cellular component: cytosol.
GGGACGCUCUGUUUUCACCAUCGGGGGCACACCCUGCCUGCCCUAGAGCGGUGCAGCGUGACGAGAGGCUGAGAGAGACCAUGAUGGGCGGCUGCAGCCUGGCAGAGAGGGAGGGAUGGGAAUGCUGAAUCAGUGAAACUACAUAAAAGGUCCAGGAGAGGGUGAGCGAGUGGGUAAAUGGCAGGGAGAGAAAGGUAACAGGAGGGGGGUGGGUAGGUGGAGAAAGAUGAGCUGCAUGAUUCCUUUUCACUCAUUUCGUCAAUAACCUAUCGGGUUUACCACUAUUUCGGCCAUGUCUGUGUUUUCCAAAGAAACUUUAAGCUGAAGUUAAUCUCAGUGGUGACUUUUGUUUACUUCACAGUUAACAUCAGCCCUGAGAACCAAGAUGCAGGUAGAUGAGCCGGUGCGUUUGCCCAGGUUGUCCCGUGCCGCAGUUUGUGGCGGCACGCACGGCAACGAGCUCUCAGGAGUGUACUUGGUGCGAGAGAUGCUGAAGCCGGAGAACAGAAAGGAGGACGGGGGGCCCGCGUCGCUGCUGAUGCUGCUGUCCAACCCUCGGGCCGUGCAGCAGUGCACCAGAUACGUUGACACUGACCUGAACCGCUGCUUCACCCACGCAACCCUCAAUGGCCCCGCAUCAGAGGGGGCCCCCUAUGAGAUCUUCCGGGCCCGUGAACUGAACAACCUGCUGGGUCCCAAAGGCAGCCGGGCGGCAGUGGAUCUCAUCUGUGACCUCCACAACACCACCGCCAACAUGGGCCUGUGCUUCAUCGCUUAUUCUGACUGUGACUGGGUCUGUCUUCACAUAUUCAGACACUUGCAGAAGCAGAUGCCGGAUACGCCAAUGAGAUUCAUCCAUUUUGACGUCUCCACUAAAGAGUCAUAUUCUCUCGACUCCAUUGGAAAACACGGCUUUGCCAUGGAGAUUGGUCCUCAGCCUCAUGGGUGUAUCAAGUCAAACAUUUACACAGCAAUGAGAGAAGGUGUGCAGCACAUGCGGGAUUGGGUCAGCUGUUUUAACUCAGGUCCAUUUUCAUGUUUGGUUUCACUUUACUCAGGUUUUAAAACCUCAAAGUGCUUUCUCUCACAGGACCGAGACUUUUGCCUGCUCCGCCCCGGAGAGCCCCUCUUCCAGACGUUCUCAGGAGAAACAGUGAAAUACCAGGGCGCCGAAGCGCUCUACGCUUUCUUCAUCAAUGAAUGCGCUUAUUACAAGAAAGGCAUCGCGCUGUCUCUGGCCAGGAAGAGACGUGUGAGCGUCCCUUCUAUCCGUGUGCAAACGGACGAGGAAGAACGAGCGAGCGAGCAGAGUUUUGCAUCAGAGGAAGAGGAGUGAAGACUUUUUAUUUAUUUAUUUGUUUUUAUUGAAAUGACAACACGUACAAGCCUUGCAUAUGCGCACACAUAUUUACAAAAAGUUUCACUUUAGGUUCACAAACAUGUUUCAACAAAUCAUUCAGGGAUAGAAGAGCCGUUUGUGUUUGAUGCUUGGAUGAGUAAAAUACAAUCCAACUCAGCAGAACUUUUAUCAAAUCAUUCGGAAAUGUCAUGAAACUUUGGAAAACGAUGCUCAUCUGUUACCAUCCAGCAAGUGUGUCUAUUUCCUCCAGAUUUAUUUAUAUUUAUCUAUCGAUGUAAAAUUACAUGAAUAUUCAGGAUAUGAUUAGAGCAGAGGUUCUUAACCUGGGUUCGGUC